AUGGGUCGUGAUGACCUUUCUAUGGAUUCAUCACCUGAAUUCAAUGCACUUGCCGAGGUAAUCAUGACAGGAAAAGGUCUUAGAAUGCUAGAAAAUGGUAAUUAGGCUCAGAAUCUUUCUUGAUUCUUGUGAACGAGAUAGAGAAGUUAGUGUAGCUUCACAUUUAUGAGAAUGGUUGACCAGAAACGUGUUGAAUAUUGGUUCUUUCUCACCAUAGAAACCUUGGCCAGGUCUCUCUAUUCAUUAACAAGUCACAAUGGUGACCGAUGUAAACAGAAUACUGUUAGAACAAUAGCAAAAGCAUUAACAAACAAACAAACUUUAUUAGCAAUUUUCUAUCUCAAACGAUUCCUUGUUGUCGUCUUUUUGUCAAAAGAAGGAUGCGCACGCAAUAAGGAGAACAUGGACAAAAUUUUCCCCAGUCAUUAUUAAUUGCAUAGAACAAAAUAUUAAACUUAAGAUAAUUCUCUUAGGUGAAAUCAAUGUUCAUUUCAACUGAGUAAACAUAUAUCAAAUAACAAAACUGACUAAUGCUGAUGGACACGAAACGUUGGUUAUGAUCACAAUCAACGUUAAUGUGUAAGCACUGAAUGCGUUCACAUUCGUCAUAAACAACAACUGUAACUCAUUAAUUCCGAGGUGUCUCCUUUGAAUAGGCAAAAUAGUCUGACAUUUGUCAGGGUAAAAUCUGUAAAAAGUCACUAUUGCGCAUUCUACGUUAAACAAACAGUAAGAGUAACAAAGAGUUAUUACAAAACAUGCCACUGGGAAGUAAGUGCUAUUUAAACAAACAUCAACAAGUAUAUGACUGAGACUAAAACGAACACAAGACUUAGUGUCAUCGAGUAAAAUGGCACUGCGUGCAUUCACAGUUGACAUAAACGGCAACUUUUUACCGAUACCAUUACAAUAAUUCUUAUGAAGUCAAGUGUACACAAUAAAUAUUAUAAUAUUUAUAAUUUUAACUGCAAAUGAGGGAACUUCCUCACAUAAGUCUAGUAGUCUAUUUGAGGUACUCUUGCCACUAAUUAGUGUAUAGGAAAUGUUUUCUAAUUAUUAUGAAUAACAUAUGAAUUAAAAAUCGUAUUGAAAUAUCAUAGUAUCAUACAACAAAGGGGUGCCAGUGAGAGAACGCAACAUUCAAGGACAAGUUUAGGUUGAAAAAAUGCAGAGCAAUCCAAUUUUUAUACAAUAUUGUCUUUAUGAAACAGAUUUCCAAGGUAUAUUUCCUCGUCCGUAAAUGCAAUGCUGAAAUCCUGUCCUAGAUAUCAAUUUCUUAUCUUUAUGCCAAUUAGGAUAACACCGUACCAAGUACAUACUAUAAUCCCUGCUACUCCACAACAUAUAUAAGUAAGUUCAAUGUUGCAAAUAAGUUUUCCUUACUUAAAAAGGGCAAAUGUUCCUUACUUUUGAAGUGUGGACGUCUUGUAUUCUAUAGCAUACACCUUUAUUGAUAUCUGACGGGCUCUACCAGCAACUAAGCUACUCGCUACAUCUAGUUACAAUCUCGGCCUUUAUAGGUAGGGUUGAGGAUCUAGAACAUUCCGUAACAUUACAACAGAUUCUAUUUCUUUAUUGAUUCAGGGAUGACUCAGCAAGAAACAGCCACUUCUAGAACAUUCUUGAAGGUCACACUACAUCCUCUCUUCAUUACAAAGACUGACGAACAAUUCAUGAAGGAAAUCACGAGAAAUCACAUUGCCUAUUGCAGUCUAUUAAAUGUCUCCAAGGUUUUUUAAACAGAAAAAAGUCUAUACUUUGAGUUUGGCUUGACUUGUCUCUGUGAUCUUCUUACACCUUGUCGAAUUUUUACUGGUUCUGAUUUUGAUUUAUUUUUUUAAUGUCACUCCACUGCAUUUGUCCUGUUUCAUCGUUGACUCCAGGUAUUUCUGUGGACUUUGGCUGUAGGGCAGUUGGCAAGGCUGCAUCUGACUGUGUGGGUGGGCCCAUAGGAAAGUCUAAAGAAGGGUCUGUAACAAUGACUUUGGGCGUUGUCAUUUCUCUGUUUUUUCUGAUGUGACACUGACUCCUGUACUCACAGCCAUCGGCCUUCACUAUGUAAGAUCUCUCAGAUUCUCUUCUGACCACACUUCCUUGUGUCCACAGGGGUGAUGACUGAGGCCUGAUCUUGGAGCGAAUACUAUCUCCCACAACAAGCGGGGGUAGCAGCGUUGCUUUCUUAUCAUGGUAUCUCUUGUUCUGUUGCUUCUUCUUAACUGAAGCUCGUCUGAUGCUUGAGGUUGGUAUGACGUGGGAUUCCAGUAACUCUGAUUAAGAAAAAAAAAUCACAUUUAGGACUAUGGCACCUCCCAGAAGGUUGAAAAGACCUAGUGCCAAUAAAUGAUAACACGGUUGAGACUUGUUCCUGAAAAAUAUUUUUUUCUUAAUUUUUGACUUAAAUUUAGGACUAGAUAUUUAUUAAGAGUAUAGCUAGACUUGAAAUCUCUUUUCGGUGUAAAGUAAAGUAAGAAUCAGGCUUUUUCUGCCUGUUGUGGUUUUCAUAGCCUGGUUUUGUGUUUUUCGACGGAUAAAUUACACAAUAAAACUAGCUACCUUCCCUCUACUCAUUUUUUCAAUUCGUUUACGAAUACGGCAGUAUUCAAAACUAAAUUAAAUACUACUUACCUUCUCAAGAUCGGAAUCAGACGAAUUAGCCAUCUUGCUCACAACUACACAUGUUCGUACUUUGAGCCCGCAAUAAAACUAGCAGCGGUCUACAAAUAAGCGCUAGAGGAAACAGUCGCGCCAGGAAAAAAAGGUCGCGCGAGCGAAAAAAGGUCGCGCUGGCAAAAAAAUCUUCUUCAUUUGUAAGAUUGUGGACUCGGUAUCAGUGUCAUUCAGUUGCUCUAAGUCCCAGUAUUUUGUGAGAUUAUCCACAACUACCAAGUCGACGUCUUUCUUCACACUGAAAAGAUCAGUACCGACUAUUUGCUGCCAUCUCUUUGGGAUAGGCUGGCUCUGCAUGGUUUCUCUAGGUUAAUCUGGCUUAGCUUCCUGACAUGGAACAGUUAUCGUAGAGAUAUUUGAUAUCAUGAUGAAUCCAUGGCCAAUACAAUAUAUCUCUUGCAUGUCUCAUGCAUCCUUCUGCUCCUAGGUGAGUGGAGUGUGUUUUUUCUAACAUCUGUGAGUGCAUAGCUGUGAGAAUGAGCACUCUCGUUCCUCUGUAGAUUAUUCCAUCCUGAACUGCUAGUUCAUCUCUAUACGGCCAAUAGUCUUGGACAUUGGGCGGUACUUGCGUCUUGUCCUCAGGCCAUCCGUUUGCUAUAAGUUCAGCUAAGGUCAUGAGAUUUGCUGUUGCUACUUUGGGAAGGGUUGCAUCUGUCAUAUUAUGAAAGAUAUUUGGAUCUGUUCCUUCGAUCUCUUUCAUUAGAAGUUCUGCGUGAAUUGUAAAUACUUCAUAAUCCCUUAUUUCCUUCUUUUGCGUUUGGCCAUUUGGGAAGGCAGAUCUUGACAGAUGAUCACUUAUGUACAUCUGGGUUCCCUUUUUGUACACAAUAUUCAGGCGGUACUUUUGCAGUCAUAGCAUCAUGCCUUGUAACCUCUUGGGCACGCUGUUGAUACUUUGGCAAGUAUGGUUUCUAGAGGCUUAUGAUCUGUGACUGCUGUAAUCUUUUCUCUUCCAUGGAGAUAGUGGUCAAAUCGUGUACAACCAAACACCAGUGCAAGUCAUUCCUUCUCAAUCUAAGAGUAACGUCUCUCAGUCUCAGUCAUAGUGCGACUAGCAAAUGCCACUGGUCUGCCAGCUUGAAGUAGAACAGCUCAUAGUCCACAGUCACUUGCAUCUGUCUCAAUUGUUACUUCUUCCUCCAAGUCAUAGUAAGGGAGUAGUGGCGGUUCUGAGAUCAGCCGAGUCAACUUGUUGAAGGCAUCUUGGUGAACUUUCGACCAAAUGAAUUGGUUUUGCUUCUUGGCUAGGUUUCUGAGAGGUUCAGAUACGUUGGAUAGCUGAGAUAAAAUUUUGCCCAGAUAAUUGAUCGUUCCAAGUAGUCUUCUCACUUCAGUCUUACUGCGUGGUCUCGACAUCUGAGUGAUGGCUUCAACUUUGGCUGGAUCUGGUAAAAUACCCUCAGAAGUCAAGAUAUGACCACAGUACUUCAACUUCUGUUGUUUGAAGACAGGCUUGUCCUUGUUCAGUUUGAAGUUUCACUCCCUGCAUUUCUGUAGCAAUGCAAUCAGAUUUCUGUCAUGGUCUGCCAAGGCUUCCUCAUGGGUUUUUCCCGUUCCAGUUACUAACAGGUCAUCAGCUAUAGCAGGUACGCCUUCCACGCCCUCAAUAAUUUCAUUGACAUGUCUCUGAAAUUCUUCUGGUGCACUACAUAUGCCAAAGGGCAUCCUAAGCCACUUGUAUCUAACAAAAGGAGUGUAAAAUGUUGUUAAUUGUUACAGGAAAAGUUACUGAUUUUGUUUGGAACAUAUUUACUCUUAAACUUUCAAAUUUAACCAUUUCCAAUUUAUUUGAGUUCAUUUGAGUCCUUUCAUUUUAGUAAAUCAAAAAAAUGUAUAAAAACCACAGUAGCUUUUGGAAUAGAUUUUGCUUGUUACUCGCUUUCAUUAUGCACCUGCAUGUCAGCACUUUUGUUAUUUUUUACUGUUUUUUUUUUAGGUAAAUAUAGGGGUUAAUGGUCUUUCUGGAAAAAUUGGUCCUCAUGAUAGUUAGCAGCUGAGUUUAUACUCGUAACUUUAAUUUCUUUUCAUACGAUAGUUUCCAAACCAACCUUGCAUAUAUAAGCAGAAACUUUUAAUUUCUUUUCCGUUUUUAUUUCCUAAGCUGCCCUGCUGUAAUUAAGAUAGGUAGGAUUUUCUAUACCAGAGCUGUGAAUUUGCACCUAAGUUUCCUACUUAGGCCUUGAGUUUAUUGUAUCCGUCCUUUUAAUUUUGAGAUUAUUUUCGUUGUAGAAACAGAUGGAAUGCCUAAGUAG
This is a messenger RNA of Pocillopora meandrina, 4919 nucleotides long. The record is from the annotation of a GenBank genome assembly. Lineage: Eukaryota; Metazoa; Cnidaria; Anthozoa; Scleractinia; Pocilloporidae.